This is a messenger RNA of Phalaenopsis equestris, 1284 nucleotides long. RefSeq names its product dehydrodolichyl diphosphate synthase 6-like. NCBI's taxonomy places the organism in Eukaryota, Viridiplantae, Streptophyta, Magnoliopsida, Asparagales, Orchidaceae. The record is from RefSeq and is a predicted model, not a curated record. Gene Ontology annotation, biological process: polyprenol biosynthetic process. The transcript is spliced from 2 exons. Bases 237 to 836 code for a protein of 199 amino acids. Gene Ontology annotation, cellular component: endoplasmic reticulum.
UCGUUUAUAUUUGAUGUAGACAUCCCAUCCGAUUUUUUCCCGUCGGUGCCUCUACUCGCUAAAUCCUCGACCAGAAGAGAACCCCGGAAGUCGCGACGGGAGCUCGCCGGCGAAGAAAUCGACGGGAUUGCGGCGGUGUGUCCAAAAUCCUCAUCUUUCUUUCCAUCCCGCUCCUGCCCGUGACUCACGACAAAGAAGAAGAGAGAUCUUCAAGUGCAUAAGUUUGUUUCACAAAUAUGUCCACUAUCUUUGGAAAUUUAUUCUGCAUGGUUCGUCAAUGUAUCUUUUCUGUUUUGUCAUUUGGUCCGAUGCCAAAUCAUAUUGCUUUUAUCAUGGAUGGAAAUCGUAGAUAUGCAAAAAAUCGAAACAUGGAACAAGGCAGUGGCCACGGAGCAGGAUUUUCCACCCUUAAAUCUAUUUUGAGAUAUUGCUUUGAAAUGGGAGUUAAGUAUGUCACCAUUUAUGCCUUCAGCAUUGACAAUUUCAAAAGAAAACCAGAAGAGGUUCAAUCAACAAUGGAUCUGAUGAAUGAAAAGAUUGAUGAAUUGCUAAAAGAACAGAGCAUUGUGAAUGAAUAUGAGGUUAGGAUGAACUUUUGGGGAAACCUUGACCUUUUGAAUGAUUCAGUGAGGUUCUCAGCUGAAAAAGCAAUGAAGAAUACAUUUCAUAAUACAGGACCCGUUCUCUCUGUAUGUGUGGCUUAUACCUCUACAAAUGAAAUUGCUCAUGCGAUUCAAGAGUCUUGUUAUGAAAAGAGAAAUAUGGUGACACAAACUCAUGUUUAUGGUCGUAAAAAUGAUUUUUUCAAAGAAUUUGAUAUGAAAAGUAUUAUUUGAUUAGUUGAUUUUAAGCGGCAUUUAUACAGUUUUGACUGUCCCGAUCCAGAUAUGAUCAUCAGAACUUCAGGCGAGACUCGCCUCAGCAACUUCCUUCUAUUGCAAUCUAGUUUUAGUCAUUUGCAAAAUCCAACACCUCUCUGGCCUGGUUUUUAUUUUAGCCACUUAGUUUGGGCUGUUUUGCAGUAUCAGAGGGGGUGCCCUUAUUUACAGGAAAUAAAUAUAAGAAGUAAAAAGAUAGAAUAAAAGAAGAUCAUUCAGGUAUGAAGAGAAAACUAUGGCAUGUUUUGGAAUUUUUACAUUGCAAUAAUGGUCUAGUUGAAUUUGGCUUCAAGUUAUCAUGGUCUGUACCCCAUGGAGUUGUACAAUAAUUAUAUGGAUGUAUCAUUUAAAUGGGAGACACAUUAAAUUAGAUAGAAAUAAUAUUUUUACUUAUAUAUAGUAAUUG